Molecule: messenger RNA, 1501 nt
Organism: Salvelinus sp. IW2-2015
Lineage: Eukaryota; Metazoa; Chordata; Actinopteri; Salmoniformes; Salmonidae
Source: RefSeq, a predicted model, not a curated record
GAUUUUGUGUGAAACUAAGUUUACUAUGACUACAACUACCAUAAUACCCUAAACAGAAAGGCUAAACAUGGCAGGCUCCUCUGCAGGAAUGACUGCACUGCUAUGUAAUAUGAAUAAACGAAUUGCAAUAUUUUAUCCAACGAUUACUUACCAAAGGCACAAUUGGUGUGUGAUAAGGAGAAUAUGUAUGUCUGUCUCCCGAUGCCAGAGUCAAGCCCAAACAAAACGGAAAAGUGCUCCCCAGGAGCUGGUAGGUGUGGUGGGUCUGGAGAUCCAUGCUCAGAUCCACUCCAACACCAAGCUGUUUUCUGGCUCCCAGGUCGGGUUCCAGGCUCCACCUAACUCCCUGGUGUCCUUCUUUGAUGCCUCCUUACCUGGAACUCUMCCUGUGCUGAACAGACGAUGUGUGGAGGCUGCAGUGAUGACAGGCUUGGCCCUUAACUGUACCAUCAACAGGAAGUCUCUCUUUGACAGGAAGCACUACUUCUACGCUGACCUUCCUACUAUGAGAUCCAGAGACAGAUGUUUGUCCUGGAGAGCGGCGGCACGGUGCAGAACGAGACACGGUCGUUUGAUGGCAAGACUGGUCACACCAUUCCAAUGCGAGACAAGGAGGGCCUUCAGGACUACAGGUUCAUGCCGGAGCACCUGCCUCCUCUGAUGGUGUACGAGGCUGGCUCUACAGCCCCCUGGUGUUGCCCCCAGCCAGGUGGUGGUUCUGGAGGAGGUGAGGGGAGGCUGCCGGAGCUGCCCAGCGUCAGGAAGCAGAGGCUGGUGGAGACCUACGGCAUCCCCGAACACAGCUUCACCCUGGUGAAUGAGGACGGGCUAAUGGACUACUUUGAGUCAAGGAGACCAAGGCUGGAUCCGAGAAAGGUGAUUGGCUGGGUGAUGAACGAGCUACAGGGCCCUCUCCAUCAACAGAACCUGAGUGUCAGCCAGAGGUCCAAGCCAUCCGCAGYGGGAACAAGAAGGUUCUGAAYAAGCUCAUGGGUCUGGUCCAGAMGGAGACUAAAGGCAGGGCUGACCCAGUCCUGGUACGGGCCAUCCUGGAGCAGAAGACCUCCUGAKGACUAACUAACACUGUCUGUGGCCACCUUGACUGCCUCAACCUUUAAAUGCCUGGUGGAAUAUCAAACUGGUCCAAGAGGCAGCAARCAUGACAUCUUUAUGGCUUCAUCAUAGUUAACAUGUCCUCUGGUCAAGAGGAUUAUUGUUGCUAAAUCAACUGUCUGUCAUGUUGUCUUCUGGCACCGUACCCGCCUUUAAGUUGUUGUAUUGUAACUUUAUUUGUGUACAUAAAUAUAUUCUAAUUCUCUUUGGAGUGUGCACACUUAUCCCCUCCCAAACACACACUUCAUCUAAAACUGUCAAGGGAAUGGCAUACACAUCCUCCAUGAUAAUCACACUUUAAGCAGAGCCAUUCUGGAAUCCCUUUGCAGUUUGGAACACUCUGAACCCACCAAUGGCAGAACACAGCUAAUAAAGAUAAGUCCCAUUA